AUGUUUGUUUUAUUCAUUCUCUUUGCUGCUGCUGCUUUCGUUAACUCUGAUUCAGAUCGCGAGUACAACAAUUUAUCGGACUUAUUAAAAAUAGAAUAUUUUUUAAAAACAACCACCACCACCACCAUCGUCACCAUCAUUACCACCACUACUACUACUACAAUCAAUAAAAUCGAUCAAAUAAAAAAAAUUGCCAAUAAUAUCAAUGUCACGAAUGAAGCUGUAAAAAUUCUUCUUCCAUCAAUAUGUGUUUUUAUUUUAACAAUAUUUUCGAUCAUAUGUCAUUUUGCGCGAAAAUGUUACUUGAAUGAUGGAGACUGUAAACAAGCGUGGUUUUAUUUGAAGACACCCGCUGAAUACAGACGUCGUCGAGAAAUUGCUCGAAAUAAAAAAGUGGUGCUUGAUCAGAUUAUUGUACAAUCCUCAUCCAGCAUUUAUGCAAUUGCUUAG
This is a messenger RNA of Rotaria socialis, 450 nucleotides long. The record is from the annotation of a GenBank genome assembly. Lineage: Eukaryota; Metazoa; Rotifera; Eurotatoria; Philodinida; Philodinidae.